Molecule: messenger RNA, 1479 nt
Organism: Penicilliopsis zonata CBS 506.65
Lineage: Eukaryota; Fungi; Ascomycota; Eurotiomycetes; Eurotiales; Aspergillaceae
Exons: 2
Coding region: 1-1479 (492 amino acids)
Source: RefSeq, a predicted model, not a curated record
AUGACCGCCGCUGCUCUCCCCCCCGUGCCGCCUCCCCAAGGGCCAGAGUCCAUCCCGGCCCAUCAUCAUCCACCGCCUCAUCUCAACAUGCCUCCUCUCCCCCGCUUCCACCCCAUCGCCAUCAAUCCUAACCCACCGCCGCCUCUGGCCCCUGACCAUCUGAUUCACGCUCAGCCCUUCCGUCCCUUUGGUCCUCCGCCACCCCUUCACCAGGAGCCUCCGCUGCCGCCCAAUCCCCCGCAACCACCACCACCACCGCCGCCGCCGCAGCCGUCGUCCUCGUCCGCCUCGGUCGCUCCGCUUGUCGGCCAGAUCGAUCACAUCGAGAGCCGGCUGCGGCAAUUGGAGCAUGAAGAGGCGGCCCGUAUGGCGGCUCGCAGCCAUCUGCUGGCCAUCCGCAAGCGAGAAGAUGAGGAGUUUAGACGGGUGACAGAGAGCGCGGAAGCAGAGGAGGAGGACCUCCGCCGGCAACGAAAACGGAUCAAACGCGAGUCAAUGGGCUUAUACAAUGCGGCAAUCGAAUCCCCCCCAAUGCGUCCGACCCCCCCUCGUCGACUGUCCGAGACCAGCGCCGCCACAACCCUCGCCUUUUUCAAGCAACAGAGCCCGCAGGAGCCUCGUCCGGCGGCCUUGCAGGUUCCUCUACCCCCUGCCCCGAUGCCGCCGCAGCAUCCAGAUCCGCAUGUUGGCAGCAUGAAAACUAACACGAACGGCCAUCCUCAUCAUCCUUCUCAUUCCCAUCAUACUUCUCACGCUCCUCCUCACCCUCCUCACGCUCCUCCUCACCCUCCUCACGCUUCUCACGCUUCUCACGCUCCUCCGCCGCCACCGCAUCACCACCAUCAUCUCCACACCACCCUACGCCGGAAGCAAAAAUAUACCAUCAAGAAUGUGGAGGCCUGGGGCGAGCGACACGGCCGACCGGCAUCGCACGACCCGCACGGCCGGGCGCUGUGGAAACGGCCGUCAGACGGCAACCUGGUGUACCUGACGUGUCCUGUGGCCGGGUGUGGCAAGGCAGACUUUGUCACGCUGCACGGCUUCAUGUGCCAUCUCACCAAGAAGCACAAGGACCGCAGUCUGGGCAGCCAGUCGCGCGCCCUCGAGGUCUGCGGCGUGGUCUUUGAUGCCGCCGCGCCGCUGGCCCCGGCUCCCACCCCGCCGCGCGCCUCCACGGAGGAUAGUCGGCUGGAGUCGACGGCGGAUGGGUACCAGCAAGAACUUGACUAUUCGUCCGGCAGCGAAUACUCCGUCAAGGCCGAGCCGGAGACUACUUCCACCACCACCACCACCACCACCAGCAGCACUGUUCCUGUCGCAGAGUGUGAGCCCAUUGCCUCUGCCCCCAUAGUCUCUGCCACCGAGUCUACUAGUCAGCCCGGCACCAGUACGGCUGUCCGAUCACCAUCGACGAAACACAGCAUCUCAUCCAUCAUCGACCCCGAACGCCCGGAGAAAGACAGUACAGAUAAUAAUUAA